AUGGCUGAAUCAUUAGCCGCCGUUGGGGGACAAGGUAUUCCCACGCUCAGCGAGGACCAGGCUGCCCGAUUGAACCAGAUGGUCAUCAAAACUGCUAACUACUUACACGAGAACAAAUUGUUAAAGGCAAGAAUUGGUUUACUCAACAACAAGGACGAUGUGAGUUUCUUCCGGUUAAAGAGAUUCAAAAGAGCUAUGACCUCACCGGAGUAUCUGGCCAAACAAGUCACCGAGGGCAUGUUACCCCUGCAAUCAGAUGAAGAUGCUCUUCGAACAUUGGCGGUGUUGAUCCAGAAACAAAUGAUCAUACCCGUGGACAAAUUACACUACCAGGAGAUUAAGAAAGUUAAAGGAUGGAAACCCAACAGGCUGAAGCCAACUUUAAGACCCACCAAGUCUCCAAGAUUCGAUGGCGAUGCUUAUUUUGCCUGGGUAUAUAAUAAACCUAAUCCUUAUAUGGCUAUUUAUGGGUUCUUAGCAUUGGCUGGGGUGUUUACCAUAAUUCUUUUCCCCUUGUGGCCUCGGUUCAUGAGACUAGGCGUGUGGUACUUAUCUAUGGGAGUGUUGAUGUUACUUGGGUUGUUCUUCGCUAUGGCAAUAGUUCGGUUGAUCAUUUAUUUGAUAACUUUAUUGACAAUGUCUAAAGCGUUUUGGUUGUUCCCCAACUUGUUUGCUGAUUGUGGUGUCAUUGAAAGUUUCCAGCCAACUUACGGAUGGGAAGAACCAAAGAAGACAAAGAAAUCAUCAAAGAAAUCAUUAUCAUCAAAGAAGUCAGCUACUGCUGCUUCUACCAAAUCUGAACCAAUUGACCUGGUUUCUGCUGCAGACACGACUUCCUCUAAUACUAAUGGAACUGCUGCCAUUAAACGUAGAGUGGUCUUGGAGGAAGUUGACGAAUGA
Molecule: messenger RNA, 900 nt
Organism: Lizanozyma spartinae
Lineage: Eukaryota; Fungi; Ascomycota; Pichiomycetes; Serinales; Debaryomycetaceae
Gene: SEC62
Product: Sec63 complex subunit
Exons: 1
Coding region: 1-900 (299 amino acids)
Biological process (GO): post-translational protein targeting to membrane, translocation
Cellular component (GO): endoplasmic reticulum membrane; endoplasmic reticulum
Source: RefSeq, a predicted model, not a curated record